ACAACUACCUUAAAUGACCAAACCCAUCUUUCGAAGUUUUAUUUGAAGCAGAAUUUAUUUUUAUGUUUUGACUCAAGUCCCAUUCGUUUGCAUAGAGAGGGCGAGGUUUAUGACCUGUACUGCAUCCAGCCACCAGGACAUAUGAGACACACCCGGUUAAACCACUGUAGUCACAUGAACUUUUUAAAUAUGUUUUUAGUAGCUUUCUAGGCAUUGAAAACAAGUGUUGUUGCUCUCAAUGCAGGCCUCACUGAGCCAUCAGAUUUCAUCAAAAAUAUCUUAAUUUGUGUUCCCAUGUUGCAAGGGAGCGCCCCCUGCCAAAGCUCUAGAAGAGGCAACUCCCCUGGUGGAAUGAGCCCUAAUACCCGUUGGCGAAGUGUGACCACGCGCCUAUAGGCAAGGGCAAUAGCAUCUCUCACCCAAUGUGACGUGGUCUGUUUCUUGGCGGCCGCACCCCUGUUAUGGCCACCAUAACAAACAAACAGUUGCUCUGACUUAUGCCACUGGCUGGUGCGGUGGACAUAAGUCUGAAGAGCAUGGACUGGACACAGUCUGUGAAGUCUCUCCUGCUCCGGCGUAGUGAACGACGGAGGGCAGAAGGCUUCAAGAGUGACCGGAUGCAAGUUCGAGAAAAGAACCUUAGGCAGAUAGUCAGGAUGAGGAUGCAAAAUAGCUUUUACCAUUCCUGGGGCAAAGUCUAAGCAGGAUGGCACAGUGGAAAGAGCCUGCAGAUCCCCAAUUCUUUUAAGAGAAGUUAUAGCCAUAAGAAAAACCAUUUUCAGAGUUAACAGCUUGUCAGAAACUGACUCUAACAGUUCAAAGGGGGUCUCAACCAGGCCCUCCAGGACUAUUGCUAGGUCCCAUGAAGGGAUCCUGGUUCUUGAGUGAGGCCUAAUCCAUAUUCCAUUCAGCCAACGUGGUGCUAUCAGAAAGGGGCAAGCCCCUUGUUGGCAAAAUUUGGCUAGAGCUCCUGGGAGCACAGAAACUGGAGGAAACGCAUACAGGCACAUUCUGGGCCACAUAUGCGCAUCACAUCCAGACCCAGGGGAAACUGGGUGACUCGGAAAGAAAUAGAGUGAACAUUGCACUGCCUGUUGGGGGCGAAGAGGUCCAUCUGUUUCAUAAAAUCUUUACCAGAUUUGUCUGAUUACCUCAGGUGGAGAUUCUACUCCCCCGUUGGUAUGCUCUGUCUGGACAGAUUUCUGGGGAUCACCUUAAGGGACAAGAACUUGUCCUGAGCCUAGAGCAAAAUGCGCUGCACUAGCCUGUCUAGACAUCGCAAACGCAGUCCACCCUGGCGAUUCAUAUUAGACGCUACCGCAUUACGCGCUGCGGCUUCGUUCCCUUUCUAUGUGGCUCAGACCCCGGUUCUUCACCUUGGGUCCCACUCUAUAUGCGUUGAUGUUGCAAGAUGCCAACAACAGACGCUUCCCGUACGGGCUGGGGAGAGGCCUUAGGUGGCCGUCCAGUCCAAAGGGAUAUGGUGAGAUCAUCAUCUCGAUUAGCACAUCAAUUGCCUUGAAUUGAUGGCUGUAUUUCUGGCCCUGAAGUACUUCCUCCACCAGUUAAGGGGUUACCAUGUCCUAAUGCGGGUGGACAUUACUGUUUACCAUAAACAUGGAUUUUAGAAAGUGCAUGAAGCAUUAGCGCGUGACUUACCAUAAACAUGGAUUUUAGAAAGGGCACAAAGCACUCAGCGCAUGCCCUUGCCCCUUUUUGCCGUGGGGAACUGCUUAGACAAAACCUCUUGACUCUGAGCCACAACUGAAACGUCUCAUAUGCAAGAGGCCCAUAGGAAUCCGUCGAGGACGCUGAUGCCAUGAGACCUAACAUUUCUUGAUACUGCAGAACAGUGCAAUCUUAGCCUAGCCUGAAAUUGUUCAGGGUGGUUAGGAUGGACUCGACUCGAGCGGGAGACAAUUGUGCCCACAUCGUGGUCGAAUACCAUAUGACCCCUAAAUAUGUCAUUCCCUGGGUAGGACAGAGAACGCUUUCUUCUCAUUUAGUCUCAACCCUAGAGAAACAAGAAAAUGGCUAGUACGACAUCUGUGUUGUAACGCCAUUGUUUGUGACUGUGCUAGUAUUAGCCAGUCGUCCAUGUAAUUCAAAAUGCGAAUUGCCUGGAGUCACAAUGGAGCCAAUGCUGCAUCCAUGCAUUUUGUGUAUGUGCGGCGGGGUAAUAAGGCUAGGCUGAAUGGAAGAUGGAAACGAACCUCAGGAACCGCCUGUGUUGUGGCAAUAUUUCUAUGUGAAAAUAUGCAUCCUUGAGAUCGAUCAUGACGGACCAAUCAUGAUGUUGGUUUGUGACACGAUCAUCUUUAUGGUUAACAUCUUGAACUUGAGAGCUUUGACUAAAUGGUUUAAGCCUCAAAGAUCUAAGAUUGGAUGCAGCCCCUCGUCCUUUAGAAACUAAGAAGUAUCUGCUGUAGUAACCUGACUCUCUCUAGAGGGGGAACAUGCUCUAUGGCCCCCUGUCUUCAGAAGAGAUUGCAGUUCUUAUGACAGUAAAGUCACUUGCCCUGGCUUCAUGGUAGUGGAGACCACGCCAUUGAAACGCGGAGGACGAUGAAUAAAUUGGAUUCUGUAUCCUUCUACUGUCUUUAGAACCCACGCAGAAAUCCCUGGCAGUAGUUUCCACGCUGCAAAGUUCUCUGAAAUGGGCACUAAUUUUGAUACUUCGCUUUGAGGGGAUGUCGUAUGUUCCGUGUCCUGAUGUGUUACAGGAAUCAACGGAAACCACCAGAGGUGGCGGGGAAGGAGGGUUUAUGUGAAGAUAUUAAGAAGGGGCGAGUUUGGUAGAUAUUAUGAGGCUGCUGAACGUGACGAGCUGGUCCCCAGAUUUAUGAGGGGAAGCACAACUCGUCACUGCCUGCUUUUGAGCCUUAUUAGCAGGUCAGACUCGCUCACGGCACAUUCCAAUGACGUCAUGCAAGGCUAUAAAUAUAGGUCAAUUUCAUUGACGUUGUUUUACACAUAUAUUCACAGCUGGUCACGACUAAAUGCGUUCCCCCAGCGCUGAAAAAAGCACAGCUUAGAGUGUAGCCUUUGAAAGGGAACAACAUGAGGGUGAGUAAUUAAUGACAGAAACUUCAUUUUUGGGUGAACUAAUCCUUUAAAUGGUCAAAUCAUGACUCAAUUUAAUAUCCUUCUAGCCCUUUAUUUAGACUUUCUCGUUUUGAGCAACAUUUGCAUACUCUGUCAUGCUGUUGACUAUAUGCCACUGCAGUAGAUGCAUAUUGCAGUAUUAAGGCUAACGAUUAAUUGAUUAAUUUAAACAAGGAUCGAAAAUGGGGACAUGGGAACAUCGCGUUGACACCACCUUGAAUUGAUGCGGGUGACAUUGUCCGUUCACUUUUAUGACCUUUCUCUUCAUAUUCCUCCCUGUGAAUUGGUUUGAUGUACUGAAAAUGAAAUUCACAUUUUUUUUUUUCUUUUCAGUCCUGAUGGAUGUAAAGGAGGAGAGUGAAGAACUGAGCGAAGUGGAGGAGAAACAUGUCAAACCUGGAGAAAAACCUUCGAGCCGCUCAAAGACUAAAAACACAUUUUUAGAGAAAAGAAAAGCCAAGAAAUCUACAACCUGCACUCAGUGUGGAAAGAGUUUCAAAUUCAUAUGUCAUCUUGAGAUACACAUGAGAAUCCACACAGGAGAGAAGCCAUUCACAUGUAAUCAAUGCGGAAAGAGCUUCAUACAAAAAGCAUCUCUUAAACAACACAUGGGAAUUCACACCGGAGAGAACCCGUACAAGUGUGUUCAGUGUGAAAAAAGUUUCACAUACAAAAGUCAACUUGAGAUUCACAUGAGAGUUCACACUGGAGAGAAGCCUUAUGUAUGCCAUCAAUGUGGGAAGAGUUUCAGUCAAUCAUCACAACUAACGACACACGUGAGAAUCCACACUGGAGAAAAGCUAUUCGUAUGUCAUCAGUGUGGGAAGAAAUUCAUAGCCAAAGAAUAUCUUAAGCUUCACAUGAAGAUCCACACUGGAGAGAAGACGUACGCAUGCCAUGACUGCGGAAGUAUAUUUCUUAGGGCAUCACACCUGAAGAAACACCUGACAGUUCAUACGAAGGAGAAACCACAUUCAUGUUCUGUGUGUGGAAAGAGUUUUUCACAGCUGUGUAGUUUACAAGAGCAUGAGAAACUUCAUAAUGGUGUGAGAGAGUACAUGUGCUUUGAGUGUGAGAAGACUUUCACUACAGGAAGCCGUUUAAAACUGCACCAGAGAAUUCACACUGGAGAAAAACCUUACAAGUGUUCACACUGUGACAAGAGAUUCAGUCAGUUAACAAAUCUGAAAAGACAUGAGAGGAUCCACACCGAAGAGAAACCUUACAAGUGUUCACACUGUGACAAGAGAUUCAGUCUGUCAGCACAUCUGAAAACACAUGAGAUGAUCCACACUGGAGAAAAACCUUACAAGUGUUCACACUGUGACAAGAGAUUCAGGCAGCCAUUAUCUAUGAAAAUACAUGAGAUGAUCCACACUGGAGAAAAACCUUACAAGUGUUCACACUGUGACAAGAGAUUCAGUUUUUCAUCACAUCUGAAAACACAUGAGAUGAUCCACACUGGAGAAAAACCUUACAAGUGUUCACACUGUGACAAGAAAUUCAGUCGGUCAUCAUCUCUGAAAACACAUGAGAGGGUCCACACUGGAGAAAAACCUCACAAGUGUUCACACUGUGACAAGAGAUUCAGUCAGUUAGCAAAUCUGAAAACACAUGAGAGGAUACACACCGGAGAGAAACCUUAUAAGUGUUCGCACUGUGACAAGAGAUUCAAUCAGUCAGAACAUUUGAAAACACACGAGAGGGUCCACAGCGGAGAGAACCCACACACGAGUAAUCAGUGUGGAAAGAGUUUCUCUUUUAAAAGUCAACUGAAGUCACACAUGAAGAUCCAUGCAGUGGAGAAACCACAUCACCACAGUCUGAGAUCACGGAGAAGAUCCUCGAGAGAUAAACCUCCAUUUAAUCCGGCGUCACAAAACUUGUGUGAGUCGUUCCUGAAGAAGAGAAAUGAGAGGUGUUCAUCAGGAUCUGAGGAGAUCUGCAGUUUACACAAUGAGAAACUCAUACUCUUCUGUCUGGAGGACAAACAGCCUGUGUGUUUAGUGUGCAGAGAUUCUCAGAAACAUGACAAUCAUAAAUUCAGACCCAUCAGGGAAGUGGUUUCAUCACAUAAGGAGGAGCUCAAUACAACACUGGAGUCCUUACAAGAGAAACUUCAACACAAUGAAGAAAUGAAAGGAGAGUUUGAGGAAACAGUUCAACACAUCAAGUCUCAAGCUGAGCACACAGAGCGCCAGAUUAAACAGCAGUUUGAGAAGCUUCAUCAGUUUCUCAGAGAUGAAGAAGAAGCUACAAUCACUGCUCUGAGGGAGGAAGAGGAGCAGAAGAAGCAGAUGAUGAAGGAGAAGCUGGAGGAGAUGAACAGACACAUCUCAGCUCUUUCACACACAAUCAAAGACAUGGAGGAGAUGAUGAAAGCCAAUGACGUCUGCUUUCUGAAGGAGUUUCCAGUCUCAAUGGAAAGAGUCCAGAGCUCACAGCCGGAUCCACAGAUGGCUUCUGGAGCUUUGAUUCAUGUGCCACGUUACUUGGGCAACCUGCCGUUCAGAGUCUGGAAGAAGAUGCAGGACAUCGUCCAAAACACUCCUGUGAUUCUUGAUCCAAAUACUGCGAAUCUACGCCUCGUCCUGUCUGAUGAUCUGACCAGUGUGAGAUACAGCAGGAACGAUCAACCUCUUCCUGAUAAUCCAGAGAGAUUCGACCGUUAUCCCUGUGUUCUGGGUUCAGAGGGGUUUAACUCAGGAACACACUGCUGGGAUAUAGAGGUUAAAGAGAGUUCAGACUGGAUUCUUGGAGUAACUACAGCAUCAAACCAGAGGAAGGGAUGUGAUUUCUUCAACACUGAUGUUUGGAGUGUGGAUUAUGAUGUGGAAGGACUGGAUGAACCAUGUGGUUUUCCUGUUAAACAGAAGCUUGAUCGUGUGAGAGUGAAUCUGGACUAUGAUGGAGGAACGGUGUCAUUUUCUGAUCCUGUAACUAACACACAUCUACACACAUUCACAACCACCUUCACUGACACACUCUUUCCAUUCUUCAGUUGUUCUCACUCUCUGAGGAUCUUAGCGGUCAAUAGUCAGUAAACGUUACUCCUGUAAGUCUGGAUCUUCCUGCUUUCAUCAUGUUUCUGAUAUUGCCAUCAAUCUGAAUGUCAGUACGGUGGCCGUGAUGAUCACAUGACUGAUUUCCAGCACUACAGCAACACUGUAGUAGCGCCCCCUACCGUACAACAGUGAAAACAUGGAUUACAAUUCUGACAAUGGCAAGGAAAGUGUUAAGUAGAUUUGAUGCAAAUUCAUAUGCACUCUACCAGUAAACUACACAAAAACUCACAUUCAUUUUUAAAUAUUCUGCAUUAAAUGUUCUUUAGGGUCUUUUUGACCCCAAAUUAUGUUUGCUAAAAUAAUAAUAAUAAAAAAAAAGUUAUCUUUGUUGAAAUGGUAUGAUACUUUUUUUAUGGUGGAUAACACUUUCUAAAUCUACAAAUAAAAAAAUGGAAUAUCA
Molecule: messenger RNA, 6570 nt
Organism: Megalobrama amblycephala (Wuchang bream)
Lineage: Eukaryota; Metazoa; Chordata; Actinopteri; Cypriniformes; Xenocyprididae
Product: zinc finger protein 431-like
Exons: 7
Coding region: 3357-6149 (930 amino acids)
Molecular function (GO): protein binding; zinc ion binding
Source: RefSeq, a predicted model, not a curated record